Messenger RNA from Insectozyma verbasci, 1680 nucleotides. The record is from the annotation of a GenBank genome assembly. Lineage: Eukaryota; Fungi; Ascomycota; Pichiomycetes; Serinales; Debaryomycetaceae.
AUGGCUGCUGAUUCAAUAAGGUCUUCUUCUAACGUUUCGUCAUCAUCGAAUUCAAGUCACUCAGAUCAACCAAUUUUAAUAGAUAAGGAAAAUGACGAAAUUAUAAAAGUAGAAUCAAUUACAUCUUCUGAAUCUAAUGAAUUAUUGAAAAAUCCAUUUUUAGAUCCUCAUGUUGAAGAAUAUUAUCGUACAUUAUAUAAUGCAUCUGAAUAUGAAUGCCGAACAGCAUUUGAUCCCAAAUUUACAUGGACAGAAGAUGAAGAAAAGAAAGUAAUUAGAAAGUUAAAUUUUAGAGUUGCUUUAACUGCUUGUAUUAUGUUUGUUGCAUUACAAGUUGAUAGAGGAAAUUUAGCUCAAGCAGUUACUGAUAAUAUGUUGGAAGAUUUAAAUAUGACCACAAAUGAUUACAAUACAGGUAAUACUAUAUUUUAUGUUACCUUUUUAUUAGCUGAAGUUCCAUCACAAUUAAUUUCAAAAGCUUUAGGUCCUGAUAUUUUUAUACCCAUUCAAAUUUGUGCUUGGAGUGUAGUUGCAAUAUCUCAAUGUGCAAUCAAAAACAAAGCUGGUUUUUAUAUCACAAGAGCAUUUAUAGGUGCAUUAGAAGGUGGUUUUAUUGCUGAUUUGGUUUUAUGGUUAAGUUAUUUUUUCACUUCUGCUGAAUUACCUGUUAGAUUAUCUUGGUUUUGGACUACGUUAAGUUUGGUUCAAAUAGCUACUGCUUUAUUAGCUUUUGGUAUAUUAAGAAUGAGAGGAAUAUUAGGAUGGGCAGGUUGGAAUUGGUUAUUUCUUAUUGAAGGUUUAUUUACAUUACUAGUUGGAUUAGCUUCAUUUUAUUUAAUGGUUCCAUCGGCAGUUCAAACUAGAAAUUGGAUGCAUCGAAAAGGUUGGUUUACUGAAAGAGAAGAGAAGAUAGUUGUGAAUAGAGUCUUACGAGAUGAUCCAUCGAAAGGAACAAUGCAUAAUAGACAAGCUUUAAGUCCAAGAAUGUUAUGGAAAUGUUUAACUGAUUAUGAUUUAUGGCCAAUAUAUGCAAUUGGUGUUGUUGCUUAUAUUGGUACAAGUACAUUGACUUCAUAUUUUGGUUUAAUGAAUAAACAAUUGGGUUUUUCAACAUUUGAUACAAAUUUAUUAACUAUUCCUCAAGCUGUUAUACAUAUUAUUUUAUUAUUAAUAAUUACUUGGUUGUCAGAAAGAAUAAAUCAAAGGGCUUUAGUUUGUUUAUUAGCUCCAUUAUAUGCAACUCCAAUUAUGGGAGUAAUUAGAUGGUGGUCAGGUUCUGGUCAUAAUAUUUGGGGUACUUGGACUUUAAAUACAUUAUAUUUAGGUCAACCAUAUAUUCAUGCAAUUGUUGUCAGUUGGGUAUCAAGAAAUUCUAAUUCAGUUAGAACAAGAUCAGUAGCGUCUGCAUUGUAUAAUAUGUUUGUUCAAUUAGGAAGUAUUAUUGCUAAUAAUAUUUAUAGAACAGAUGAUAAACCUUUAUAUAAAAGAGGUAAUAUGCAAUUAUUUUUUAUAUCGUUUGCUUUAAUUCCAAUAUUGAUAUUGGUGAAACUAUAUUAUGUUUGGAAAAAUAAAUCAAGAGAUAAAAUAUGGAAUGCAAUGACAGAAGAGCAAAGAAUUGAUUAUAGAGCUAAUACCACAGAUGAAGGUAAUAAAAGAUUAGAUUUUAGAUUUGAUCAUUAG